AUGUAAUCUUAUGACAAAGCAUUAUUUAAUGUACAAGUGAUACGGAAACACUUCUUCAAGGACAAAGUGUACCAAUUAUAUUUAUUUGCUGAUGAAUUGGUUAUGACUGAUGAUCUGACUAAAACUCCAAAAUACAAUUUAAAAACGAAUUUAACAACUACGAUAAAGUGGAUAUGUGAGAAUAAGAGGAUAGUGGCUUUUGAAUUUUCAUAUAACGGCAGAUUGAAAGAGGUCUAUGGACAAAAGUUGAAUCUACUCAAAGAGAUGCUUGCUGGGAAAGUAUUUUUCAGUCCAGUGUCCACCUUCUACUAAUUCCAUAUGGAAAUAGGCAGCGGAAUGACUGGAUCAGUAUAUCGGUGUAUAUCCACAGAAAACAGCGAGGAGUAUUUCGCAAUCAAGAAAGUAGACAAGAUGAAAAUAACCCAAAAUGAUGGAGCAAUUCCUCAACUAAUACAUGAGCUCAGUCUAUUGAACUAAUUAUAGCAUCCUAGCAUUGUUAAAUUGAAGGAAACCUAUGUGGAUCAACAAAACUAUUAUAUCGUGAUGGAAUACAUAAACGGGAAGACUUUGUAUACAGAAUUGUAGAGUAGAAAUUACGGACUCUCGGUUAAUGAAUCGAUAAAGAUCAUGAAAGAAUUAUUGGAGGCAAUUAUAUACAUUCACAAUAAGGGUAUAAUGCACAGAGAUAUCAACCCUUUGAAUAUAAUGAAAGCCGAAACUGUAAAGCUGAUUGACUUUGGCUUGGCCAGAAAGGUUAGAAAUUAGUUAAUAUUUCCCUCUUCAGGAACCCCUGGAUAUAUGGCUCCAGAGAUCAUUAACUUCAAUAAGGACAAACCCUACGAUGAGAAAGCAGACAUCUAUAGCCUUGGAUGUGUUCUGUUUAAAUUGUUGACUGGGGAGAAUCUAUUUACUACAAAAUAGAGCAAAUAGACUAUAUACUAAUCAAACAAGCAAGGAGUUUUUGAAUUAAAAAAGUAAUUGCAACAUCCAGAAUGCAAUUCAAAUAAAAUGGAUUAAUUGUUCAUUCUUCUUCCAUAUAUGCUGGAAUCUAAUCCACAGUCGAGACUAAACGCAAAGGUUUGUCUAACCAUUCUAGAGGAAAUCGAAACCAACAAUCUCCAGGUUGAAAGACUAAUUAAAAAGAUCUUAAUUAGAAAAUAAUUGGCUUUCAAUACAUCUGAGGACUAUUAACAAGAUAAAAAGAGUGAUGAGAAAUCUUAAAAAGGUAAGUUUCGAUAAUCUAUUGAUGCAUUAUCAAAAAGGAGUUUGGAUGAAAUUUCAGUGUUUACAAAAAAUGUUAUGUUACAAAAUUAAUAACGAGUUAUACUUCCUUAGAAAAAAUAACCUUGA
Molecule: messenger RNA, 1350 nt
Organism: Paramecium tetraurelia
Lineage: Eukaryota; Ciliophora; Oligohymenophorea; Peniculida; Parameciidae
Exons: 6
Biological process (GO): mitotic DNA damage checkpoint signaling; protein phosphorylation
Cellular component (GO): cytoplasm; nucleus
Molecular function (GO): protein serine/threonine kinase activity; ATP binding
Source: RefSeq, a predicted model, not a curated record